GCCCCCCCCCCCCUCCAUCCUCUCAUCCUCUCAUCCUCUCAUCCUGCAGACCAUCGGGCGGACGGACAGAUUUGCAGACAGUCAUGUCGGUGUCGCCCGCCCUCGUCGACCUCUCUCGCCUCUAUCAGACAGAGUUUGUCCGGAGCGCCCGCGCGGUCGGCGUCCUCUGGGCCGUCUGCUCGCUCUGCUUCGCCAUCAUCCAGGUGGUCGUCCUGGUGCAGCCGUCCUGGAUCGGCACCGGAGACACCCGCCACCAGGGGGUGGGACCGGCCCCGCCCAGCGGCACCCUGGGACUGUUUGAGGUGUGUGUGGAGUCGGACUGGCCGGUCCCAGACUGUCGUGGUGGUCUGUCCAGUCUGUCUCCUCUGCCGUCCUUUCAGUCGGUGGCGGUGUUGGUGGGAGUUUCUCUGUGGGCGGUGUGGACCAGCGUCCUCUGUCUCUGUCUCUUCAGGUUCUGCAGCGCCGCAACCGUGUACAAGAUCUGCGCAUGGUUGCAGCUCACGGCAGGUUUCUGUCUGGCGUUGGCUUGUCUUCUGUUUCCAGACUCGUGGGAGAGUCCAGAGAUGAGAGCUCUGUGUGGAGACUCUGUGGGCAGUUUCUCUCCAGGUAACUGUUCGGUCCACUGGGCCUACAUCUUGGCUAUCCUGGGUGUUCUGGACGCCGCCAUCUUGGCCACGCUGGCCUUCGUCCUCGCCAACAGACAGGACGCCCUGCUGCCCCCAGACACUAAGGAUGUGACCACAGGUCUGCUGAUGUCAGCGUAGAGCCGCCAGCGGCGGUUGGUCGUCACUUCUCCUCCUCCUGAUAUCUCCUACCCUUCAUCAUCAUCUUCAUCAUUAUAGGAGACAAAUAUCAACAUCAGCCAGAAGAAGAAUGAACCAGUCCUCCUGCUCUCCUUUCUCUUUAAUGCCGUCGUGAGGAAAGAUGGAUAAAGAUGAGCGGGAAGAAAGAAAAGGAGAUGCAAGACAGUAAAGGUGCAGAACACUGGAGGAUACAGAAGGUCUAUAUUAACUUUAGUAAAGUGUUCAGCUGUGCAUUUACAAAAUAUAACCUGUGACAUGGCUCAGCUGGUGGUUUAUAGCAUCGCACAGUAUUUAUUAUGUCUGUGUUCAUGUGUUGAGGCAAGAAGGUUUGGACAAGAUGUAGCGCCUCCAGCAUGAAUAACAUACAAUUCAAAUAAUGGUUCUGAACCAACCGCAGCACUUUAGAGGUGUGGUACUGUAAUGAGCUCAAUUUAUCGAUUCUGAUUCAGAUUGUACUUGAAAUGAAAUACGGUUCUUAUCCACUUCCUCCUUGCUCAUCUUCUUCUUAGAAAUUUGGUCUCCAACUUGGAACCGGUUCUUGAUAACCAACCGUCCACGAGACUGAAUUGCCAAUGUGUUUGUACUGAUAAUUUAAGUACAACAAAAUGUAUUUCUUGUUGUUGGCAUAACGUCACAAUAAUAUAUAUUUAAAUAUGAUUGUCUAAUAUUGAAUUCAUGUUCCCAGGGUUAUGCUAGUGUGAAGGUAGGAAGAGGAGAGGUGGUCUGAUGGGAAAACAAAUAACAGAUGAUGGUGGAGAAAGAGCUUCAGUUAGUUCUCUCUGCAGCGACGCCCCAAACAGAAGCUCAACAUGUUCUAUAAAAAUCAUCUUCUGUGAGUUUAAAACAUGUCAACAUUAAAUCUGAACCUCAAAGCAGCCAGCUGAGUUAAAGUCUGUGAUCUCUGUUUAGCUUAGCUUAGCACUAAUAUGUCAUCUACUCCAAAUCUGUUCAAUUUACAUGUUGGCUAGGUCCAGCUAGCUUAGAGUUAGCUUGUAGGUUUAGUUAGCUUAUGCGGCAUUCAGACCAAACGUGAAUUUAAUCCAUGCAACGCUUUCCUCGCGGGGGUUUUAUCGCUGGAGAGCUGCAGAGUGUUCACACACAACACGAUAACGCGAAUAAACGCAACUCGAUAUUACUACAACUGUAUGAACCCAAAGUAAACAUUUUGCUGUGAUUAAAUAGCAAUAAACGGAUCAAACUGAUGCCGAAAUAACUACAAUAUGAUGCAGAUUUGUUAAACAUAUGAAUUCAUGC
Messenger RNA from Micropterus salmoides (largemouth bass), 2057 nucleotides. It is a transcript of the gene lhfpl4b, whose product is annotated as LHFPL tetraspan subfamily member 4b. The record is from RefSeq and is a predicted model, not a curated record. NCBI's taxonomy places the organism in Eukaryota, Metazoa, Chordata, Actinopteri, Centrarchiformes, Centrarchidae. Gene Ontology annotation, cellular component: plasma membrane. Bases 84 to 764 code for a protein of 226 amino acids. The transcript has 7 exons. Gene Ontology annotation, biological process: sensory perception of sound.